UACAGGAAAGUGGAAAAACGAAAGCACACACCAAAGCGCGCGUUUGCGUCCCCCUCCCUCUCCUCUCCCUCUCUCUCUCUCGUUCGCUUGCUCUCGCGCACUCUGUCUCUCUCUCUCUAAUCGGCGAGUGAAUAACUGCUUUAGCGGCUACUGUUCGAAGGGCUGAAAUAUUGAAAGAUGGCUCGAAACGAGGAGAAAGCUCAGUCUAUGCUAAACAGAUUUAUCACGUUGAAGAAUGAAGAGAAAAAGAAACCUAAAGAACGCCGACCGUUUCUAGCUUCCGAAUGCCGUGAUCUGGCUGAAGCUGACAAAUGGAGACAACAGAUAAUGCGAGAGAUUGGUCGGAAGGUUGCUGAUAUCCAAAAUGAGGGCCUGGGUGAGCACCGGCUUCGUGACCUGAACGAUGAAAUAAACAAACUCAUUAGGGAGAAAUGGCAUUGGGAACGCAGAAUUGUAGAGUUAGGUGGCCCGAAUUACACCAAACAUGCUGCUAAGAUGACUGAUUUGGAAGGAAAUAUUGUUGAUGUUCCCAAUCCUGGUGGCAGAGGUCCUGGGUAUCGAUAUUUUGGUGCGGCCAAGAAAUUGCCUGGUGUUAGAGAACUGUUUGAGAAACCACCUGAGCUGAAGAAGAGGAGGUCUAGGUAUGAAAUCUUCAAAAGGAUAGACGCCAGCUAUUAUGGUUACCGGGAUGAUGAGGAUGGGGUUCUUGAAAAGGCUGAGGCUCCUGCAGAAAAGAAGGUGAGAGAGGCUGCACUUAAUGAAUGGUUGCUAAUGGAAAAGAUUAAGCAGGAGGCAAAGAUGGCUGUCAAGAGCGGGGAAGUUGCAAGUGCUGCUACAGUACUAUUUGAGGAAGAAGAGGAUAUUGUGGAGGAGGAAAGAAGGGCAAAGGAGAAAGAGAGCGAGAAAGAGCAGGAGUUUGUCGUUCAUGUGCCUCUUCCAGAUGAAAAAGAGAUUGAAAGGAUGGUUGUCGAGAAGAAGAAGAUGGAAUUGUUGAGUAAAUACACGAGUGACAAUCUCUUGGAAGAACAAAUUGAAGCAAAGGCCAUGCUUAAUGUUCAGCAUUAGCUGUUCCAACAAUUUUGCAUCCACUGUGGUUUGAGGAUAUCAUGUUAUUCUACUGGAUGCCAAUCUCUCUUUAAAUUUGUAUGAAACUCUAAGGAAGCAAGAAAUGUUUUAUUACUCGUAACCUUAAUAUUACUUGUUCAUUAUCUUUUCAUUUAGGUUGUAGUGUAAAAUGAACCAUUUGUUUUUCUGGUUGAAAAUUUUGAGUUGUA
This is a messenger RNA of Nelumbo nucifera (sacred lotus), 1274 nucleotides long. RefSeq names its product pre-mRNA-splicing factor ISY1-like protein. The record is from RefSeq and is a predicted model, not a curated record. NCBI's taxonomy places the organism in Eukaryota, Viridiplantae, Streptophyta, Magnoliopsida, Proteales, Nelumbonaceae. Gene Ontology annotation, biological process: generation of catalytic spliceosome for second transesterification step.